This is a messenger RNA of Aethalodelphis obliquidens (Pacific white-sided dolphin), 1026 nucleotides long. It is a transcript of the gene RNASE6, whose product is annotated as ribonuclease A family member 6. The record is from RefSeq and is a predicted model, not a curated record. Gene Ontology annotation, biological process: defense response to Gram-negative bacterium; antimicrobial humoral immune response mediated by antimicrobial peptide; innate immune response. Gene Ontology annotation, molecular function: nucleic acid binding; RNA nuclease activity. NCBI's taxonomy places the organism in Eukaryota, Metazoa, Chordata, Mammalia, Artiodactyla, Delphinidae. Bases 245 to 706 code for a protein of 153 amino acids. The transcript has 2 exons.
GCAUUUACAGUGUUAUUGACACUCAUUAAACAGCAAGUUUGAAAGUCUAAGAGUCUCAUCCACACUGUCAACAAGUUCAUCUUCCAAGCCCCAGUCUUCUCUUUCCUAGGGCUCAGGACCCUUCCCCUGCCACACGCAGGCAGCCUUGCACACCUGGGAGAAGAACAACAGACGAAAGCUCUGAGCCUGGGACUAACUACUGCUGCUGUUCUCAGCGGGAGCCCCAGCGCGGAGACCUGAAAAGAUGGGGCCAGGUCUUCUGGGAUGCUUUCCUCUCCUAUUGCUGCUGGGACUAUGGUGGUCAGUGUGUCCACUUUGUGCUUUGCCUAAGCAUCUCACCAAGGCUCGCUGGUUUGAAAUUCAGCAUAUACAGCCAAGGCUUCUCCAGUGCAACAAGGCAAUGAGCAGUGUCAAUAAUUAUACUCAGCACUGUAAGCCUCAAAACACCUUUCUGCACAACUCCUUCCAGGACGUGGCUGCUGUCUGUGAUUUGCCCCACAUCGUCUGUAAGAAUGGGUGGCACAACUGCCACCAGAGUCCAAAGCCUGUUAACCUGACUCAGUGCAGUCUCACUGCGGGGAAGUAUCCUGACUGCCGCUACCGAGAUGGCACCCAAUACAAGCUCUUCAUUGUUGCCUGUGACCCCCCUCAGAAGAGCGACCCUCCUUAUCCUUUGGUUCCUGUACACUUAGACAAGGUUGUUUAAAGUUUCCAUCAUUUUCCCUCUCACUUGGCACAAAUUCUCUUACAAUCUCUUCUGAUUUUUCCUUUCUUUUGUUGAUUUUCCUGGUUCCCAUAGAAGGAAAAAGGAGGGUAUUGGAAAAAUUAGAGUGAUGAGGAUAGACCAGAGUUGGGACAAAAAAUAUGUAGGAUUCUUUUCUGCUUUGGAGCUCUAGGUUUUGAAGGAAGAUAGUAGGGAAGAGGGCAAAGAAGGGUCCAGGUCUCCAUAUUUUCAGCCUUAGAACUUCGGCCAACUUUUGUUGUAUUGUGUUCACAGAAAUAAAACCAUGUUCUGCUGCAUUCUAA